Messenger RNA from Chaetomium strumarium, 4576 nucleotides. RefSeq names its product P-loop containing nucleoside triphosphate hydrolase protein. Gene Ontology annotation, molecular function: ABC-type transporter activity; ATP binding; ATP hydrolysis activity. The transcript has 14 exons. Gene Ontology annotation, cellular component: membrane. Lineage: Eukaryota; Fungi; Ascomycota; Sordariomycetes; Sordariales; Chaetomiaceae. Gene Ontology annotation, biological process: transmembrane transport. The record is from RefSeq and is a predicted model, not a curated record. The coding region runs from base 149 to 4375 and encodes 1408 amino acids.
GGCAUCGUUUCUUGCCGUCGCUCAUCCAUCGCUCGUUCUGAGCACUGGACCAAUUUCGCACUUUUUUGUCGUGGAACAGAAUCGGCUCUUCAACAAUCACGGCAUCCUAUCAAUCUUUUGCGGCCAGCGGCCGUACUCUUCGCCGACGAUGGGACACGAGGGCAUGAUUCAUUUGGUGUCCUCAGCCAGCGAUGGCAUCUUCCUCCUCUACCUUCCCUUCCGAUGCUGGGAGUUGCACAAUUCACGCCAUAGACAUCUCACGGGAGCGUUGGGUCACUGCAAAUUGAGCGUUGGACUCGUUCUCUCCGCUUACUUAUUCCUUCGCCUGUUCUCUCUGCAACUUGGACCUCUUCUUCUUUUGUCACUUGCAGCAUCACUGAUUGCAGCGCUGGGUUUGAACCUGCUCAUGUACUUGGAGCAACGCCGAGCAAACAAACCCUCGGACCUGGCGAUCUUGUACCUGCUCGCGUCAGUGGCAUGCGACUUGGUAGCUCUGACAGUGCCCUCCGCAGUCCGCCGGCCUCCACCGGCUCGGUGGUUGUUACACACCUUACUUCUGGUUCUAGAGUCGUUCGAAUCGCCGGUCAACCAGGCGUGGACACCACGAAAAAGCCAGGCCCCGGAGGACAAUAGCAGCAUUUUAAGCAGGCUCUUCUUCGCUUGGAUCAACCCUGUUGUCCUGCGAGGAUACAGAAGCCUGCUCCUCAGCGACGACUCGCCACCUCUACCCCGAGACUUGGACGCAAAGCUAUCCAAACAGGGCAUGGUUGAAUCGUGGAACCGGCGAGCGCGGCCAGAGACCAAGCUGGCACUACCCUUAGCCUUGUUUAGAUGCAUCCGACGGGCCUUUGUUGCUCCAAUCGUACCUCGACUCCUUCUGAUGCUUUUCCGAUAUUCCCAGCCUGCUCUAAUACGCCAGUCCAUUCAGUUUGUCACUGAUGGCAUUCCCACAGCUGCUGGUGUGGAAACCCGAGGGUACUGGCUUGUGUUAUCAGCUGUAACCAUCUACAUUGGUCUCGCUGUUUCGACGGCAGCAUACCAACACAGGCUGAAUAGGCUCAGAGUAGUGACCAAGAGCGCUCUCGUGGGUAUCAUUCACCACAAAACUAUCGAGUUGCCCAGUGCUACGCACGAUAACGAUAACAGCGAAGCUAUCACCCUCAUGAGCAAUGAUGCUGAGGGGCUAGAUGGGGUUGCCGAAAUGGUUCACGAGACAUGGGCUCAGAUUCUGGAGGUGGUCAUUGGAAUCGUCUUAUUGUCCCGAGAGGUCGGCUGGAUCUGGCCUCUUCCCUUGAUCCUUAUAUUCUUGUGCUCUCGCAUGAGCCGUUACGUGGCCAAGCACUUAGGGCCUCGCCAGAAAGCCUGGAAUACCGCAACGCAACAACGUGUGGCAGCAACAAGCUCCAUGCUCGGCGCUAUGAAGGUCAUCAAGACACUGGGACUGCAGCGAUGUAUGGCCAGGUUCAUACGUCGUCUGCGCGACGACGAGCUGGCCACAGCAUCAAAGGUCAGGUGGAUCAUGGUCUAUUACAAUGCUGGCGCUAAUAUGUUGGGAAUAUUCUCCCCAGCAAUCACCUUGACACUCUUCGCUGUUGCCGCUGCGCGACGUGGCCUUGCUUUGAAGCCGGAAACGGCAUUCACGACAAUAGCGAUUUUGAGCAUGGUCACCCACCCAGCCAACAUGGUCAUGACCAUUAUACCGCGCGCAGUUGCGGCAUUCGCCGGGUUCCAGAGAAUCCAAGCUUAUCUCCUUAGGCCGCGUUUGGUUGACGAGAGACGGAACCUACCCUCGUCGGGAGAAAAAUUUGAUUCGGCGAUCGAGGUCCAGGAUGUUGCCGUUGGCGAAGAUCCCUCAAUUCUGGAAGGGGUCAGCAUUGGGGUGAACUACGGCUCGCUGAUCAUCCUCUCUGGCUCAGUUGGGUCAGGCAAGUCGACGCUGCUCCGGGCGAUCCUGGGGGAGAUCCGUCCUGUCCGUGGUUCGAUCCAGGUGGCACAACGACGGAUAGCCUACUGCUCCCAGAAGCCAUGGCUUCCCAACGGAAGUAUCAAGCAGGCUAUUUGCGGCAUCAUGGACGGCGAACAAGGCGAUACCCAAUGGUAUCGGCGUGUUCUGGAAGCUUGUUGUCUCAACCACGAUCUCGACCUUCUACCCGAUGGCGAUGAAACACAGAUCGGGAGUGGCGGCGUUAACCUCUCUGGCGGGCAAAGACAGCGGGUGGCUCUCGCCCGCACAUUGUUUUCGAGAUGCGACAUUGCCCUGCUCGACGAUGUUUUCAGUGCUCUAGAUGGAGACACCGAGACGAAAAUCUUUCGAAACUUGUUCGGGCGAAGAGGAGUCUUUCGACAGUUAAACACAGCCAUACUCCUGGUUACGAAUUCCGCCCAAUUCUUUCCAACCGCCGACCGCAUCGUGAUUCUUAGCGGCGGUAGCAUCACAACACAAGGUCCAUGGGAGGCAAUAAGACACAAGGCCCACUCCUCGAUAUCCAAGUUCAAUGUUCAGCAUCAAACCGACCGCGUCGUUGAUCCUGCCUCGCUUUCCAACUCUUCAAAGCUGAAUGCUCAGCCUCAGAUCAGAGAAGAAGCCCAAGCCGAUCUCGCCAGGAAGACUGGGGAUCUGAGGCUCUAUUGGUACUACUUCCGCUUCGUUAGGCUGGUCAACCUUGCUCUCCUCGCCGGCUGCACCGCGUCUUACUCCUUCUUCAUCACCUUUCCGCAGCAAUGGCUUAAGCUGUGGACGAAAUCGAGCAACCAGAACCAAGUCUUCUAUGUCUUCGGUUUCAUACUGUUGUCACUGAUAUCAUGGACCUCCACCAAUGGCACAAUGUGGUCAGCAAUGAUCCGGAUUGCACCUCAUUCUGGGCAAAUGAUUCACCAACACCUCCUCACCAUUGUUUCGAAUGCCCCUCUGUCGUUCUUUUCCAACAACGACAACGGCUCUAUACUUACCCGGUUUACUCAAGACAUGCAGCUCAUCGACAAGCAGCUUCCUUCUGCACUUGCUAACUUGGGAACCCAAGUCUUCAAGCUGUUGGCGCAGGUCUUGCUGCUUUCCAUGGCGCAAAAGCGGCUUGCCCUAUCCCUGCCGGUGUGUGGAAGUCUGGUAUGGAUCAUCCAAAAGGUCUACCUGAGGACAUCGCGGCAGCUUCGGUUUUUGGAACUGGAAUCUCGUGCGGCGGUUCUAUCAAGCUUCCUAGAGUCCGUUGAAGGUCUUGAGACGAUACGGUCGCUUGGUUGGCUCAGCGAAACCGCGGACCAGAACACGAAGCGGUUGGGGGACUCGCAGCGCCCUGAGUACCUUCUUAUGUGUCUCCAACGAUGGCUGAACCUUGUUCUUGACUUGAUCGCCGCUACGGUAGCGGUAGGCAUCAUUUGGGCCGCCGUCGCCUUCCGCGGGCAGAUCCAAGCUGGACAGGUCGGAGUGGCACUCAACGUCGUACUUGUCGCCAACACGACCUUGCUGCGGCUGAUCGAGUCAUGGACGGGUUUAGAGGUCUCUCUAGGUGCGAUUGCCCGGUUGCAGGCGCUCAAAGCAACGACGCCGUCUGAGCUGAUAGACAAAAAAGCCAUCUUUGAGCCACCCCGUGGGUGGCCGACCCAGGGACGAGUCGAAUUCAAGGGUGUUACCGCGGGGUACAGCGCUGAAGCCGUUGCCUUGCGGAAUCUGACGUUGACAAUCAGCGCAGGCCAGAAAAUAACGAUCUGCGGCCGCACUGGCAGUGGCAAGAGCUCCGUUCUCCUGGCGCUCCUCAGAAUGCUGGAUGUGCAAUCAGGCCGUAUCGAAAUUGACGGUGUCAACAUCACCCAGAUUCCCCGCGAGUUUUUGCGGCAGCGGUGCUUCGUGGCCGUGUCGCAGGACGGGUUCCUCCUGCCCAGUGAAAGCCUCCGCUUCAACCUCGAUCCGGAGUGCCUGCUCGGAAACGACCAGAUCAUCAUCGGCACGUUGACAAGGGUCGGUCUCUGGUCGCACUUUUUGGGGAAUUCUAAGGAACAUGGUGGCGGAGAUGGGCACCCAAUCCUGGACCAGAAGCUGUCGUCCUUCUCGGCCUUCUCCGCCGGCCAGUCCCAGCUCUUCACCCUCUGCCGCGGCAUUUUCAAGGCAGAAGCUCUACGAGCUGACGGCGGGCGGCCGGUGGUGCUCCUCGACGAGGUCACCUCUGCGCUGGACUCGACCACGGAGAGGGCUGUGCAAAGAAUCAUCGAGGACGAAUUGUCCGCGAAGGGGCAUACCACCAUCAUGGUUUCGCAUCGGAUCAGUCAGCUAUCCGAGUGUAUGCGGCCGGGAAGGGAUGUUGUUGUCCGCAUGAGGGAUGGGAAGCUGGAGGGUAUUGUGAGCGACUUGAAAGGGGCGGCUGGAGAGAUUUUGGGUUCUUAGAGAGAGGAGAGUGGCCACUCUGGAUUUGGGGAUGGAUCCUUGACGCUUGGAUAAAACGAGGAAGCGGAAUCAUCGCUAAAGUUCAGCGAUUUCAGGGAUAGCAAGUCGCCUACAGGAGACAGGAUGCGCUAUCGCAAUAAUAUAACGUUACAUGGGAUCAAGCCUUAAGGGACAUCAACGAUUGAACGCUGUAGAGGCUGU